Fusarium musae is the source of this 1098-nucleotide messenger RNA. RefSeq lists its product as uncharacterized. Gene Ontology annotation, biological process: coenzyme A biosynthetic process. Gene Ontology annotation, molecular function: phosphopantothenate--cysteine ligase activity. Gene Ontology annotation, cellular component: nucleus; cytoplasm. The record is from RefSeq and is a predicted model, not a curated record. Bases 1 to 1098 code for a protein of 365 amino acids. Lineage: Eukaryota; Fungi; Ascomycota; Sordariomycetes; Hypocreales; Nectriaceae. The transcript has a single exon.
AUGGCUACACCUGCCAACACCGCUGCUGAGGCCCUCGCCUCCGAGCAGACAUACUUUGCUCAGAACCCUCCUCCGCGCAAUUUAUCAGCCCACACUGCUCUCGCAGCUGGCUUCAUCUCGUCUCACGCCGCUGCGGGCCGUCGUGUCGUCCUCGUCACAUCGGGCGGCACUACCGUCCCCCUUGAGAAGCAGACUGUUCGAUACAUCGACAACUUCAGCGCUGGAACUCGUGGUGCUACGAGCGCCGAGUACUUCCUCGAAGCUGGAUAUGCCGUCAUCUUCCUCCAUCGCCAGUUCAGUCUGCUGCCGUACUCGCGACAUUAUUCGCAUGCCACAGACUGCUUCUUGGACUUUCUGACUGAAGAUGGGAGUGGGAGAAUUGGUGUGAGGAGCGAGGUGCAGGAUAAGAUGCAGGAGGUGUUGAGAAAGUAUCGCAAGGCGAGGGAUGACAAUAUGCUUCUCACACUGCCCUUUGUCACUAUUGUCGACUAUCUCCAUGAGCUGCGAGAAAUUGCCCGACUCAUGCGUCCUCUUGGCCCAUCUGGUCUUCUCUACCUCGCCGCAGCCGUGUCGGACUUUUUCGUUCCUCCUGAUCGUAUGGCCGAGCACAAGAUCCAGUCAACCAACGCUGUUGAGCAGAAACGACCAGACGAUGAAGAGACCUUUGAUAACUUUGACUCAUCGCCUUCUGUCCCACGCUCAAAGCGUCUCGUCAUCGAUCUCGACCCUGUCCCCAAGUUUCUCAAGAAUCUCGUGGAUGGUUGGGCACCAGAGGGUAUGAUUGUGUCUUUCAAGCUUGAGACGGACCCAGCACUUCUUGUGCGUAAGGCUCGCUACAGUCUUGAUCGAUAUCAGCAUCACCUCGUUAUCGGAAACCUUCUAUCCACCCGCAAGUGGGAGGUUGUGUUUGUGAGUCCUAAGAGGGAAGAUAACUGGGUGCGUGUGCCGAGAGAGGGCGGCUGGGGAGAAGCUGAGGGCAGGCCACUUGUAGCAGAGGAGCUGCCGAGUCAAGAACCAGAUGUUGAGAUUGAAUCGCUCAUUAUUCCUGCGGUACAAGAGCUUCAUGGAGAGCAUAUCAAGGCACAGAAACAGAAGUAG